Messenger RNA from Rhipicephalus microplus (southern cattle tick), 1572 nucleotides. RefSeq names its product endothelin-converting enzyme-like 1. Lineage: Eukaryota; Metazoa; Arthropoda; Arachnida; Ixodida; Ixodidae. Gene Ontology annotation, cellular component: plasma membrane. Gene Ontology annotation, molecular function: metalloendopeptidase activity. Gene Ontology annotation, biological process: protein processing. The record is from RefSeq and is a predicted model, not a curated record.
AUGUCUGGGAACUCGUCGAUGAUGAGUGCUCUUUCUGGGUUCUCAUUGGGCAGCACUCGACGAAGGAGACAGCGGCAACAAACGGAGGAGCCCGAGCUGAGCUUCGGCGAUCUCAUUCCUCCCCUUCCUUCCAACAACGCCGACAGCCGUAGGUGGACCGUCAAGCGAUACAUCAUUCUCUGUGCGUCGGUGGCGGCCGUUCUCAGUCUGCUGACAGUGUCCGUGAGCGUCACCACUGUCGCCGUCAAACACACCGUAUCCAAAAGAUUACAGAUCGUCAACGACACGAAGCCAGCCCAACGUAUCACCCAGUCGGUGAACAAGAGCGACGAAGUGGGCCCCUGUGAUAACUUCUACACUUACACCUGUGAGGGCUGGCUGAAAGACAACCCCGUCGUAGCAGGAGCAGCCCGCACUUCGUACAGCCUCGAGAUCACGGAGCGAGUAGAAGCCGGCCUGAUGUCGUUCAUCGAAGCCGAGAGCACCGGGCCUGUGGGUGAGAAGACACCGCACAACAUGUCCAUCAUCAAAAAGCUUGUCAACUUCAUACGAGGCUGCGAACAGAGAGAAAGUAUGGUGGACGUCGGUGUGCGGCCACUUAAGCGGGUGCUUGCUGAGUUGGGCCUGCGCACGUGGCCAAGCGUGCGCGCAACUGAACCGGCCGUCGAGAUGGUCGCGGGACUUGUCACCAGGGCACUCGGCGAGCCCACCAUGUUCUCAGUCUCAUACGGACCUGAUCUCGCCAACCAAUCACGCAACAUCAUCACGGUGGAUCAACCAGCGUUGUCUAUUCGCCGAGGUCACCUGCUGGGCAACCCGCGAAACCUAGAGGCGUACCGCGUAAUCGUCAGACAAGCCAUGAAGCUCACCAAGCCUCAGGAGCAGCUCGAUGGGCUCGCUGGUGACGUCAUGAACCUAGUGCAUCGCAUUGCCAGGUCAACAAAAACUGCGAAAGAAAGACUGAAAAUCGGCUCUCACUUUCUGCGAGAAAGAAUGGACAGCCUUCAAGCGAAGACAAGGUGGCAUUGGGCGAAGUUUCUCAACACCAUUUUCGAUGGAGUCACUAAGGUAAGCGACAGAGACUACAUUCGAGUCAAGACGCCUUUCUACGUCGGCCACAUGUCGCGCAUUCUCAACACUGUAUCAAGUGCCACGGUGUUCAACUACGUGGGCUUCCGUGUGGUGUUAGCGCUGUCUCCCCUACUGUCCGAGGAGUUGGCCAGUGAAGCGGCCCGGCUUCGGCUUAGGCGACGCUUUGAGUCCCGCGGCGAGGCAGCCAGCCGUCAACGCGUCUGCCUCCACAUGGCGGAAGAGGCGAUGCCCCUGGUCUUGCUGCACGUUUACGCAAUGGUCUUCAACAAGGUAUACACGCCCAGCGUUGAAAAGGUAAUUUACACUGUCGAAAGCAUACGCUACUUCAUGAAGGCCUUUGUCGAGCAAGCACACUGGAUGGAGUACUCAUCGAAAAUGGCAGCUAAGUACAAGCUGAAGGCGAUGACUGUGAACAUAUUUUAUCCCCUCUGGAUCAUGGAUGCCGACAGGAUCGGAAAAAUCUACGCUACGGUAUGUUGA